AUGGACUGUGCGGAAAGCAAGGCGAGGGUUUGUUUCUUCGGUCAACCACCAGAGCUGGAUGCUGCAGACAUGCACCAAUGGAUGGCACAGUUCAUGGAGUUAGUACCGAAAGGAUGCCCGAGACACUGCAGUGAUGAUACUGCAAAUGUAGAUAGUUGUCAGCGACUGGGUCUUGAAGACGGCACCAUUCCUGAUGAGCGUAUCAGAGCAUCAAGUGAGGGUCACUUUAAUCCUGCCGCCGUGGGACGACUGAAUGGCCCGUCGUAUUGGAGUCCAAAAUACUGUGAUCUUGUCAGCUCGUCCUGUUGGAUUGAGGUGGAUCUCCUCCAAACGACUAGGGUUUCUGGCGUCAUCACACAUGGAAAUAAACUAACCUGGGCCUCAUAUCUUGUGACAGAAUUUCAGGUGUCCUACAAGCCUACACCUUCAUCUAACUACGAGUACAUCAAGGAAAACAACGGUGAUAUCAAGUUGUUUGAUGGCGGGGAUGUCAUCUCUGCUUCUACCCCACACACUAACUACUUCAACCUGGCCGUCAUGGCGUCUACCGUUCGCAUUUACCUUACUGUAUACAUUGGUAAACGUGCGCUUCGGUUUGAGUUGAUUCAAUGUCCGAUGGAUUAAUUCCAUGUGGAUUGAUAUUCAUUAUAGAAAAGAU
This is a messenger RNA of Patiria miniata (bat star), 658 nucleotides long. RefSeq names its product EGF-like repeat and discoidin I-like domain-containing protein 3. Bases 1 to 624 code for a protein of 207 amino acids. The record is from RefSeq and is a predicted model, not a curated record. The transcript is spliced from 4 exons. Lineage: Eukaryota; Metazoa; Echinodermata; Asteroidea; Valvatida; Asterinidae.